AUGAACGUCCUCCCCAAGGAUAUGGUGCCGCUCAUGGGCAGGAGAGCCACCAUCCCUGGCGGGAACGCUGCUGUCCUGUUGGAGAAGAGGCCGGCUGAGGUCACCCCCACCAAGAAGAGUGCACACUUCUUCCUGGAGAUAGAGGGGUUUGAGUCCAACCCCACUGUGACCAAGACCUCGCCGCCCAUCUUCUCCAAGCCCAUGGACUCCAACAUCCGGCCAUGCGUCUCGGGCAACUGUGAUGACAUGGACUCCCCCCAGUCCCCUCAGGAUGACGUGACAGAGACCCCAUCCAAUCCUAACAGUCCCAGUGCAAACCUGGCCAAGGAAGAAAAGAGGCGGAAGAAGCAUCGGCUGAAGAAGCGCAUCUUCACGGCCGUGUCUGAGGGUUGCGUGCAGGAGCUGGUGGAGCUGCUGAUGGAGCUGCAGGAGCUGUGCAGGCGCCACCGUGGCCUGGACGUGUCUGACUUCCUCAUGCACAAGCUGACCGCUUCGGACACGGGCAAGACCUGCCUGAUGAAGGCCCUGCUGAACAUCAACCCCAGGACCAAGGAGAUUGUGCGGAUCCUGCUCACCUUCGCCGAGGAGAACGGCAUCCUGGACAGGUUCAUCAACGCCGAGUACACGGAGGAGGCCUACGAAGGUCAGACGGCGCUGAAUAUCGCCAUCGAGCGGCGCCAGAGAGACAUCACCGCACUCCUCAUCGCCGCAGGUGCCGACGUCAACGCCCACGCCAAGGGGGUCUUCUUCAACCCCAAGUACCAGCACGAGGGCUUCUACUUCGGCGAGACGCCCCUGGCCCUGGCGGCUUGCACCAACCAGCCCGAGAUCGUGCAGCUGCUGAUGGAGAACGAGCAGACAGACAUCACCUCGCAGGACUCCCAGGGAAACAACAUCCUGCAUGCCCUGGUGACCGUGGCCGAGGACUUCAAGACGCAGAACGACUUCGUGAAGCACAUGUACAACAGGAUCCUGCUGCGGAGCGGCAGCUGGCAGCUGGAGACCAUGCGCAACCACGACGGCCUCACGCCGCUGCAGCUGGCCGCCAAGAUGGGCAAGGCCGAGAUCCUGAAGUACAUCCUCAGCCGCGAGAUCAAGGAGAAGCCGCUCCGGGGCCUGUCCCGGAAGUUCACCGACUGGGCGUAUGGGCCGGUGUCCUCCUCGCUCUACGACCUCACCAAUGUGGACACCACGACGGACAACUCUGUGCUGGAAAUCAUUGUCUACAACACGAACAUUGAUAACCGGCACGAGAUGCUGACCCUGGAGCCCCUGCACACGCUGCUGCAUAUGAAGUGGAAGAAGUUCGCCAAGUACAUGUUCUUCCUCUCCUUCUGCUUCUAUUUCUUCUACAACAUCACCUUGACCCUCGUCUCCUACUACCGUCCCCGGGAGGAGGAGGCCCUCCCGCACCCCUUGGCCUUGACGCACAACAUGGGGUGGCUGCAGCUCUUAGGGAGGAUGUUCGUGCUUAUCUGGGCCACGUGCAUCUCUGUGAAAGAGGGCAUUGCCAUCUUCCUGCUGAGACCCUCGGAUCUGCAGUCCAUCCUAUCGGACGCCUGGUUUCAUUUUGUCUUUUUUGUCCAAGCUGUGCUUGUGAUACUGUCUGUCUUCUUGUACUUGUUUGCCUACAAAGAGUACCUCGCCUGCCUCGUGCUGGCCAUGGCCCUGGGCUGGGCGAACAUGCUGUACUACACGCGGGGGUUCCAGUCCAUGGGCAUGUACAGCGUCAUGAUCCAGAAGGUCAUUUUGCACGAUGUCCUCAAGUUCUUGUUCGUAUAUAUCGUGUUCUUACUUGGAUUUGGAGUAGCGCUGGCGUCACUGAUUGAGAAGUGCUCCGAGGGCAACGCGGAGUGCAGCUCCUACGGCAGCUUCGGGGACGCGGUGCUGGAGCUCUUCAAGCUCACCAUCGGCCUGGGCGACCUGAACAUCCAGCAGAACUCCAAGUACCCCAGCCUGUUUCUGAUCCUGCUCAUCAGCUACGUCAUCCUCACCUUCGUCCUUCUCCUCAACAUGCUCAUCGCCCUCAUGGGAGAGACCGUGGAGAACGUGUCCAAGGAGAGCGAGCGCAUCUGGCGCCUGCAGAGAGCCAGGACGAUCUUGGAGUUUGAGAAGAUGUUGCCAGAAUGGCUGAGAAGCAGAUUCCGCAUGGGGGAGCUGUGUAAAGUGGCCGAGGAAGACUUCCGGCUGUGUUUACGGAUCAAUGAGGUGAAGUGGACCGAAUGGAAAACACACGUCUCCUUCCUGAAAGAAGACCCGGGACCCAUAAAACGGACAGCAGACUUAAACAAGAUCCAAGAUUCGUCCAGGAGCAACAGCAAAACCACCCUCAAUGCAUUUGAAGAAAUGGAAGAAUUUCCGGAAACUUCAGUGUAGAUGUAAACCCAGGGCUGUCUGAUGCUGCAGGCUGAGUCCUGGACUCUGUGCUGAGGGGCUUUGCAGGGCGGUGGGCCUGGCUCUGCCAGCCCAGGAGCAGCAAGCCCCCCCCGCCCCAUGCUGAGCGCCACUGGACCGAGGGGCACUUGCCAGUUGCAACGCCCUGGUAGAGUUUGUGUGCACCCAUGGCCAGUGGCCCCGAAAAUGGGAGUGUCUUGAAGUCUUGGGUGAAGUCCCUGAUUUCACAAACUGCUGGUCAGCAGACGGGGGUGGGGGAGGUGGGUGGAGUCUUCCUGCUGCUAGUGUCUCCCAAGAUCACAGAUCCCAGCACCCCACACCUCACAGACAUCCUCACCACGCCCGAAUGCGUGGGAGACUUUUGAUCUUGUCCCAGGAUGUGCAGGGCUCUGAGCUGAGCCAGAUAGCCUGAGGGAGGAGGGGAGCGAGUUCUGGAAAUGUCCUUCCGGAACCUUCAGAAAACAGGAAACCACCCUUGGAAGGAAACCCAGGGCUUAGACCGAGGGAGAUUUUUAGUAGCAUGAUGAACACAGGAGUUUUAUUUUCAAUAGAGAAAAGACAUUUCAGUUUUUGAAUGAAAAUUACUUUAGAUGAAGGAUGUGAUUUUUAAAAAGCUGAGAAGUAGAUUUUGAGCUUGUUGUAAGUGUUAGAUAAUUGGCCUCAGGGUAGCCGGGCAAGGACAAAAGGCUUUUCUUCACACACACAGAACUUCACUUGGACCAGCUGGGUGGGUCCUUCCCCGGGGGCUGGAAUCUGGGUGAAAGGGCUUGGCUCCUAUCCUGGCCCCUUCUCGCCCUGGCGCAAGGCAUGGAGCCGGGAUCACGGCUCCAUCUGAAACAAAAGUAGCAGCUGCUCUGUUCCUAUGCCCUUGUCUUUCAGAGGCUAUGAGUGUCUGUCUUUGGGGGGAAUUUAACAAAAUACCUGAAAUGCCUUGGCAUUAAAUAUCUUUGUUAACUGUGAAUUCUGAGGCUGACGGGGAAGGCUUGUGAACGAGGAACAUUUGCCAAGACUUGGAGCUUAUUUUUAGAUCUUCACCCUCUGAUGUGCUGCCCCUGCAAUUACUCAGAGUCAGUUUGGGGGCAGGGGUGAGGCGGAGAUUGGAGAAAUCUUCUAGGUGACCAGAGCUUAAGCAAACACAAAUCCACUCUGCCUCUGAUAUCUGGGGAAAUGGUUCCUGGAGGUAGGUUUUGAAGUGAAAUUAUAAAGAUAGUUGCCAUGAGUUAAUUUUAAUUGUAUUUUAAAAAUUAAUUUUAUUUGCGAGGCUGAGAGAUGUACAUAGACAGAGCUCCCAUCUGCUGGUUCACUCAAGGGACCCAGUCACUUGAGCCAGCACCACUGCCUCCCAGGGUUUGCAUGAGCAGGGAGCUCGAAUCAGGAGUGGAGCCGGGAAUCAAACCCAGGUACUUCAGCGUAGGAUGUGGGUUUCUUAACUGCUAGGCCAAAUGCCUGUCCCUUAAUUUUAAACAGCACAAGAGUUCAUUUGGCUUUCAGACAACUUGGCAAUUUCCUAUUUAAUCUGACGUGAGGCAAAGCGAGUCCUGGUGGAGCCAUGGGCCAGUGUCUGCACCCCUGCACCCCGACUGCUUUGGGUGUCAGCUUAGCUAGAUGGAUAGAGACUCGGCCUCUGUGCCCCUGAUGGGCUGGGUUGGGGAGAAGGGGGAGGGGAAGAAGAUGCAGCAUUGAGAACUCCACCACCUGGCAGCCCUCACACUCCCAGCCAAGCUGUGGCGUCAACAGGUGUGCUAAGCCAGGCCAGGCUCAGGUGUGGGGGUAGCUGGCACUGGGUAUGAGUCUCUGGAGAAGAGAUCUGAGGGGCUGUCAAUGGGGGCAGAAUGUGUUCCUGAUGGGCAGAACUAGCAAAAGAAUUAGAGAAAGAUGUUGGUUCAGUUCAGUCCAGCAACAACUCCAGAUAUUGGAGAUAUUUAAACAGAAGAAGUUUGAGCAGUCAUUAGGGACAUUGUUGAAGAUGGCAACUGAGUGAACAUCGAGUUUCCUUUCAGUGUGGAGAUUCUACCACCCAGCCCUCCACAGACGCAGUCACCUCCUUGCAUUUAUGCUGAACAGGUGCUCUGGUUUGAAGGGCAGUCGCUUGGACCCAUGGUGCCAUGCUCUACACUGUGGAGCUGGGAACUCCAGAACUGCUUUGCAUAGGAUAUUAAUAGCUAAAUCUAUGUGGUUCCCUGUUUCCCACUUGGAUAGGUACUGGGAUGUUAGGCAAAUGGAAAUCAGUAACUGGGCCUCUGUCCUCUCAUAUGUGACAGAGAGCUGCUCUCUGUGGAUCUGUGUGGAUUGGUAAGAUCACUUUCUGUGUUGGGUGUUCCAUGGCAUCCCCCAAAGGCUUCCAGCCUAGAAGGUCUGAGCCUAGGCAGGUUUCCCAAGGCAAAGGGAAGCAAUGGGUUUGAAAGCACCCAAGUCAAAAGGACCCCAUUUUUUACACCUGGAGACUAAACUGACUGGAACGUGUGCUUGUUCAGAGUCACGCGGGAAGUUCUACCAGAGCUGUUGAAGCUGGAGCAUUCCAGUUCCUGGGCCAUGGAUUGCCCGUGCACCAGUUUUGUUUUUAAAGCACACACAUUCAGGACGUUUGAGUCUAGCUAUGUGGUCAGCAAAUGUCAGGGACUAGGGCUUCGGGUCAGAUGGCUCAUUUGGCAGGCAACACUGUGCCCGUGAUCGCUCUGGCUGGUCUAAAAGUCAAGUGUACACACACACUCUGAGCCCAUGGGCCUCUCAGGACAUGGUGAUAUGUGAUGAUUUACAUUUUGGAAAGUUAAGGGGAAGGUGUUUUCCAGGGAUGGGAUCGCCCAUGCUCAGAUUGUGGGUUUUGCUGCAAAUGUUCUUCCAGCUAAACCUCUCCUCAGAAAGAAUUCAUUAUUCUGGACAUGAUGUGAUGGAUCUAUUUGAACAAAAAGGGUGCUGCUUUCCUCGCUGGGGUAUGGACGAAGUUGUGCGAGGUUGUACUGUGAACUCACUGAGCUCUUGGAAGGCCCCUGCCUGAGAGAGCCCAGUGUUGCUGACAUUCCUUUCCUUCCUCAAGUCCUGGGGAGCUGUGUCCUGUUGCUCUGGGCAGGGCCCGAGUAGAUGGGGCGUCCCCUGAGCCUGUAAGCUAUACUUGACCGCUGCACUGAUUUACAUGUUGUUUUAUAAACUGUGAUCUUGAUUCCAAACACAGCAUUGUCACCCCUUCUCACUGAACAUGCCUGAUCCUUGUAAACUGUAAUUUACAUCCUUGUUCUUAGUGCUGUGUGUGUGAAACUCUAUGUUCAAGAAAGAAAUCAUACGAAGAGCAAGAACAUUUUACUCCAUGGAAGAAAUGCUUUUUUUUUCUUUUUGGUUUGUAAUAAAUAUUUAUUUUGCCUUGUUGUGGUCAUGUUUUAUCCUUACCUUGGGUGUGCCAAAGGGAAGAACCAUUAGAACUCCUAGAGUGUUGCUUAGCAAGUGUGAAUAAGGGAAGGCCAGUUUUUGGAUGUGAAGCAUUGUUAAUGGUCCCAGCUCAGGGGCAGAGCCAGCAAGCUGUGCGACACAUCACCUUCAUCCAGUGUUUAUAGCUCAAAUUGCCUUCAUGUCCAAUACCCCAUGUGAGCCCAUCAGCAACUUUGGGAGUCGUUUAAAAAGGAGACUCAGAGAGUGGAAGUGACAUGCCCAAGGAUUCCCAGCCAGAAAACGUCAUCCAUUCAGGACAUGUGACAGAAAGAGGAGGGUGCCAAAGGACAACCAGGCCAGAUACAGGGAGACCAAGAUGGCUUCAUGCCAGCAAUGAGAGCUGAGUUGCAUUUGGAAGGAAGCCCAGGGGUUAUCUAGGGCAAGGUCUGAAUGGGAUGGGGGCUGGGGGCCGGUGGGGAAAAUUCUAGGUAGAGGAGCGAGUCUGUGUGAAGGCAUACAGGGAUAGGAUAACAUGAAGGGUGCUGCGACACGGAGCAUUGAAGGGAGAUGAGUUUAGAGGGGUUGUGGGCAAGGGUGGGGCAGGUCAUGAAGGGCCUUUUGUGCUGGGAGUUUGUACUUGGAUCAUCCAUAAGGACAUGGUCUAUGCUAAGCACUGGGCCAAGUGCUUACAAGGAUUAAUCCACUUA
Molecule: messenger RNA, 6461 nt
Organism: Lepus europaeus (European hare)
Lineage: Eukaryota; Metazoa; Chordata; Mammalia; Lagomorpha; Leporidae
Gene: TRPV3
Product: transient receptor potential cation channel subfamily V member 3
Exons: 17
Coding region: 1-2376 (791 amino acids)
Biological process (GO): calcium ion import across plasma membrane
Cellular component (GO): membrane
Molecular function (GO): calcium channel activity; protein binding
Source: RefSeq, a predicted model, not a curated record